UGCAUAAAUACCGCCAUUGCACCUCGUGGUGUGCUACAUCUCGGACCGGGACGUCGUCUUCGGCAGGUGCUGCUGAGAAAUUAUAAUAUAUAAUGGCAGAAUCAGCUAAAAACUUGUUAGCUGGAGAAGGCAGCGACGCCGACGUGGAGGAUGUUGAAGAAACAGAAUUUACCAAAAAGUCCACGCUCGCCUCCGAGAUGAUGAAAGAUCCGAAGGUGUUGGCAGCAUUACAGUCAAAGUUAGGUUCCAUGGUGGGCAAUCCAUCCGGCUAUAUCGAUAGUCUGCCCGCUUGCGUGAAACGGCGCAUCAAGGCCUUGAAAAAAUUGCAAGUAGAAUGCUCCAAGAUUGAAGCCAAGUUCCACGAAGAGGUUCAUGCUCUCGAGUGCAUGUACGCUAACCUCUACCAGCCCCUGUUUGAAAAGAGGCAGCAGAUAGUCGGUGGGAAAGUGGAACCUACGGAUGAAGAGUGUGACUUUGCUCUAGAUUCAGACAAAGAGGAGGACGACAUUUCGGAAGGCAUCAAGAAGGCAGCAAUAAAUGAAAAGGGGGAUGAGAAAAAGAAUGACGAAAAUGUUCCCGGUAUUCCAGAGUUUUGGUUAACAACCCUUAAGAGUGUAGACUUGCUUGCAGAUAUGAUUCAGGAGCACGACGAAGACAUUCUCAAGCACCUUGUAGACAUCAAAGUAAAAUAUUUGGAUAAAAACCCAGCGGGGUUUGUGCUAGAGUUCCACUUUGAGCCCAACGAGUACUUCACCAACACGGUGCUCACAAAGUCCUACGAAAUAAAGUGUGAUGUUGACGAAGCAGACCCAUUUUCGUACGAGGGGCCAGACAUCGUUGGUUGCAAGGGAUGUACAAUUGACUGGAAAAAGGGGAAGAAUGUAACUGUAAAGACAAUCCGCAAGAAGCAGAAACACAAAUCAAGAGGAUCGGUGCGCACCGUGACAAAGACUGUGCAGAACGAGUCGUUUUUCCUGUUCUUCAACCCCCCAAAUGCGGGCGGAGAUGGCACUGAGCUCGAUGGGGACACCGAAGCACUGUUGGCGGCGGACUUUGAGAUUGGCCAUUUUCUCAAAGAUCGUGUCAUCCCCCGUGCAGUCCUCUACUUCACCGGUGAGGCAGUGCAGGAUGAUGAGUUUGAUGAAGAUGAGGACGAGGAGGAGGAAGACGAUGAUGAUGAGCACAAUGAGGAUGAUGAUGAGGACGAAGAGAACGAUCCCGAUUUUGUGCCCAAGGUAAUUUAGGGAGACUCCCCACCCCACCCCCAUUGACACGGCAAGAAAGGUGAACCUCCAGCAGAGUGCAAACAACAGUAACUCUAGAAAGCAUUUUUAAGUGAAGUGUCGUCAAUAUUCCUCAGCCUGUGCCAGCAAAUGUUGCUCUUUACGAAUGAACUGUUACCGGCCAUUAUUUGGUUUCUGUUGCUUUUUGUUGCAUUUACAUGAAUAAAAUCUGAGACAAAAUGUGCUUUUUACAAA
Ornithodoros turicata is the source of this 1478-nucleotide messenger RNA. RefSeq names its product nucleosome assembly protein 1-like 1-B. Gene Ontology annotation, cellular component: chromatin; nucleus. The transcript is spliced from 13 exons. Bases 93 to 1244 code for a protein of 383 amino acids. Gene Ontology annotation, biological process: nucleosome assembly. Gene Ontology annotation, molecular function: chromatin binding; histone binding. NCBI's taxonomy places the organism in Eukaryota, Metazoa, Arthropoda, Arachnida, Ixodida, Argasidae. The record is from RefSeq and is a predicted model, not a curated record.